Molecule: messenger RNA, 438 nt
Organism: Pipistrellus nathusii (Nathusius's pipistrelle)
Lineage: Eukaryota; Metazoa; Chordata; Mammalia; Chiroptera; Vespertilionidae
Source: the annotation of a GenBank genome assembly
AUGGCCUGGACCCCUCUGCUCCUGGCGCUCCUCUCUCACUGCACAGGGUCCCUCUCCCAGCCUGUGCUGACCCAGCCGCCCUCCCUCUCUGCAUCUCCUGGAGCCACAGUCAGACUCACCUGCACACUGAGCAGCAACUACAAUGUUGGCAGCUACGGGAUAUCCUGGUACCAGCAGAAGCCAGGGAGCCCUCCCCGGUAUCUCCUGUACUACUACUCAAGUACAAGUUUGGGAUCUGGGGUCCCCAGCCGCUUCUCUGGAUCCAAAGACGCCUCGGCCAAUGCGGGGCUCCUGACUAUCUCGGGGCUGCAGCCUGAAGACGAGGCUGACUAUUACUGCAAUGCAGAUAUUGGCGGUUCAAGUAGCUACUAUUACCCACAGUGUCUCAGAGGACGAGGAAGUGAGACCAAAACCCUGGCCCCGAGGCGGGGGCCCUGA